Messenger RNA from Cryptococcus amylolentus CBS 6039, 1741 nucleotides. RefSeq lists its product as hypothetical. The transcript has 12 exons. Lineage: Eukaryota; Fungi; Basidiomycota; Tremellomycetes; Tremellales; Cryptococcaceae. The coding region runs from base 71 to 1741 and encodes 556 amino acids. Gene Ontology annotation, molecular function: DNA-binding transcription factor activity, RNA polymerase II-specific; zinc ion binding. Gene Ontology annotation, biological process: regulation of DNA-templated transcription. The record is from RefSeq and is a predicted model, not a curated record.
CAGAGACAUCCUGCAUUUCCCACCACAUCCAACUUCUCGAGCGUCCCCUUAUCGAUAAUUGAGAAACGCCAUGAGGGAACCAGCCACUAAACGCCUCAGGACCAAACGCGCCUGCGACUACUGCAGGCUGCACCGUAUCCGGUGUGAAUUCGGGACAGACCAGGAUGUAUGCAACCACUGCAAGCGUUACCAGAUACAUUGCAAAAAGGAAACGCGCCCACCACCUGACAAACGUCAGCGCACUAUCACCAAAGACGCUGAUUCACAUGGUGAACUUCAGUCAUUUCAAGGUAUUGAGCCAGGAUAUCUAGGCCCGUCCAGUGUCACUCAACAGGUACACGACCACUGCUAUCUUUCAGAAAGCACAGAACGCAAGAUAAAGCGCCUGGAAGAUCGCCUAGACAUAUAUCAUGAUGCCUUUGAGAAGAAUCAUGACAGGGGCCGUCUGGUUGGGCGACCUCCUGAUAUUGGCGAGACUGCGAGAAGACGGGCUGUGGCAGCAGCUACCGCAAUACGGGUGCAAGAAGGGCUGAUCGAGAAGCUGGGCACGGAGGCCAUAUUGAACGAUCUCAUGUCUUCCUGCCAGCGUUCAUUCUUGCCACUGUUCCCGGCUGUUUCGGUCCAUGAAAGUCUUGGCCGCAGAAUUCCGACUCCCGAGUUUGAGGCCAUCUUUGGAAACUUCCACAUCAACUCAACUCCACCCACAUCCUUACCCCAGGUCUUCCGCCUCCUCAUCUGUGCGAUACCGGCUGCGUCGCGGGGUGUACCCGUCCACAUCCGCGAGUCCAUCUUCUCUGCACUCAACUCAGCUCUAGACUCGAUGGACUUUUCGAUGGGGAUGGCAAGUCUGUCCAAUGUCCAGAUGCACCUGCUCAUGUCGGUGAAUGAUGGAUUAUGGAAAAGAGGACCCAUGGGGAGGGCGGUAUACGCUGCGACAAGGAUGGCGACCGGUCUGGCGCUCCACCGCAGUGGCGCUUGUAUUAUUGCUGACAGAUGGAUGACACUACGCCUAGGCCAAAUGCCUAGCAUCGACCUAUCGUACGCAGAUGCCCCUUUCCCCUCACACCUCCCAGACCACAUCCUUGACGGUACAAACUACCCUCUCGAUACCAUUCCUUGCUUUCGUUUCCAUCAAGAGAUGACAAAACUGGCAGAUCUACUGGGGCGCGCUUAUCGCCUGUCCUGUUCGCCAUACGGCCUGAAUAGAUCCGAAGGGUAUAGCCACUUUCUUUGGCAGAUCGACUAUCUCGAAUGGAGGGCACAGAUACCGCAGAACUGGCCCUACUCUGCCCACAUCGACACUCCUCAAGCCACUCCCAUUCUGGAUCUCCUCACCGUGGCGGUCUUGUAUACAUUCAUCCAACCCUUCUAUUGGCCUACCCAACCUAUUCCCGAGAAUGUCACGUAUCGCCCGCCGGAUGCCUUCUGGGACAGUAUCCUGACAAUGGCUGGGGAAUCUAUAGAAUGGAUGUGCGGCGCCGGGUCAUUCUACUUCGACAUUUGGUCCACAUUGUUACAUCCUUUCAUUUGCUGUCUGGUGGUACAGGCAAAGGCAGCUCAGAAAGGAUCUUUCACGUCGGGUCUGUUACUCGACAGGGGCAUUCAAGUCAUCUGCGAAUGGGCAAAACACGGGGAGUCUCCUCCGUUUGUGACUUAUCAGCGGGCGGAUAUCGUUGAAAUGGUACAAGCUCUGAAAGUUGAAGAGGGUAUAGAAGCUGCGCAGGGUAUCAUACCACUUUGA